GUGCCACUUUCAGGUCUCCUCACACUGCUGGGUGGGUUCCAUUUUGUCAUACAGGGUGACUGGCAGAUUACGGGCCUCCGCCAUUGCUGCUGCCAGGCCCGUAAUCUGUCCAUGGGUCCCCUGUACAGCCUCCUCAUGCUGCUGCGCAGGUCCAGAGUGUGUCAUGGGGUCCCUGUACGGCCUUCACAUUUGCUGCUGUCUCCAUCGCCACACUCUGCCAUGUGCCACUUUCAGGUCUCCUCACACUGCUGGUGGGUUUUUCCAUUUUGUCAUAGGGUGCUGUAUGGGGGGGGGGCCCCAUUGCUGCUGCCUCCACCGCGUAACAUGACAUGUGGCUACUGUACACACUCUGGUUUUGGCUGCCCGUGAAGCCUGCCCGACAGGAGUGAAGUGUGCAGUGAUUCCUCGGUUCUUAAGAACGAGACGGCACUCAUGCUGCAUGUCAUACUG
Molecule: messenger RNA, 450 nt
Organism: Staurois parvus
Lineage: Eukaryota; Metazoa; Chordata; Amphibia; Anura; Ranidae
Source: the annotation of a GenBank genome assembly